UGUUGGACCGGGUUCGAACCUGGCCCGAACCUUGUGGACCUGAACCUGAGGUUCAGGUUCGAGGUUCGGGGGGUUGGGGAGCGAACCUGGAGGUGCGGGUUCGAGGUUCAGGCAAAUGUGCCCGAACCUGGACCGAACCGGACCCCGGCCAGACUAGGGCAAGGCUUCGAACGAUGGAUGGAUGGGAUGGGAUGGGGUCGAAGUCGCAUCCAUGAUAAAUUCCUAUUCUACCACCAGAACAAUCCUGAUGACAACCUUGGGCCUAUCACUCAGUCUCUACCGUGGGCACGGUCAAUGAGGAGGAAUGGAGAGUCUUCCAAAUUUCCGGGAUAUUCCAUAUCAUCAACAUUCCGAGCCCUACCUGAAGCAAGAAAUCUCAUCAAGCAAACAUACAGUGUUCAUGUCAACCUACCCGCAGAUCAACCUAAAGGUAUUACACAGAAAUGGCACCUUACUGCCUAUUUCAGCCAAGAUACACUUGAAUCUCUGCAGACUGUGGACUCUAUCCCAGGGGUUGGAGGCAUGCUACCACCUGAAGGAUGGUUUUGGAGUGCAAGGACAAGAAGAGGACCCAGCAGAAAUGGCCUAAAAUCCUUGACAUAUUCUCCUCUAUCAUCUUAUGACCUAACUUCCCCAUACUUGCUUCUCUCAACCCAUCAGAAAGAGGUGUCCUCAUCAUCACACACCCACGACACUCUGUUAUCAGAAUCAGAUACCAGUCCUGAGUCAUCCAAAUCUCUAUCAGCAGCAUUGUCCUGGGGAUCCAACAACAUCCCGUUGGAUCGCGUGGAAGUCUCACAAUGCACAUCAGUACCUCGCCCCAGCUCAGUAGAUGAGGCUCUACAACAUCUAUUUUCGAAAAGGUUGCUAGAUAGCUAAGCCGUACCGCGGACACAAUUUUCGGAUUUACGUACGACUCGGAUAUCCAUGUAAGAAGGGAAGCGAUCCCUCUUACAAGUUACAUCUUCAAGGUGUAAUGGACUUCAAAUCACAUAACUUCCGAUCUGUUCAUCUUUUAUGAAUUUGUUACCUUGAUACAUAGGUUGUUCCGACUUUACUCAUUCUUGCGCUCGGUGUAGUUCCGUACUCGUUUUUCACCCUUUUCAUUUGAUCUCGCUGCUUCGUAUGGACUUACGAAAUACCUCAAUCUUAUUUUUCCUUUCAUCCACGAGGAUCUGUAGCAUGGGCAUGAUUAUUUCGUGACUGCCAUGGUUUGGACUCACCGCUCGACAUUGUACUUCCAAUCCUUUUCUAUUCCGGAAUAGCCACGCAGAUUAUCGUC
This is a messenger RNA of Desarmillaria tabescens, 1282 nucleotides long. RefSeq lists its product as uncharacterized. The annotation marks the transcript as partial. The transcript has a single exon. Lineage: Eukaryota; Fungi; Basidiomycota; Agaricomycetes; Agaricales; Physalacriaceae. The record is from RefSeq and is a predicted model, not a curated record.